Messenger RNA from Chenopodium quinoa (quinoa), 519 nucleotides. RefSeq lists its product as uncharacterized. The transcript has 2 exons. The record is from RefSeq and is a predicted model, not a curated record. NCBI's taxonomy places the organism in Eukaryota, Viridiplantae, Streptophyta, Magnoliopsida, Caryophyllales, Amaranthaceae. Bases 1 to 519 code for a protein of 172 amino acids.
AUGAUGCGUGGUUUUCCUGACAUGAUAGGUAGCAUUGAUUGUAUGCAUUGGGAAUGGAAGAACUGUCCAACCACUUGGAAAGCGCAGUACGCUGUGUUCGAUGAGGUUCUGCAUGGUCGAGCUCCUCCGGUAAAUUUUACAGUUAACGGCCAUGAAUACAACAUGGCUUAUUACUUAGCCGACGACAUUUAUCCAAAAUGGGCAAAUUUUAUUCAGGGUAUCACACACCCUCAACUUCAUGAAGAUAAAAUGUUCGCUGACCACCAGGCUGCUGCUCGGAAGGAUGUUGAAAGAGCUUUCGGUGUUUUGCAAGCUCGAUUUGCAAUAAUACGAAAACCAUCACUGGCGUACGAUGAGGACAUACUGCGGGACAUAAUGAAAACAUGUAUCAUUAUGCACAACAUGAUUGUUGAAGAUAAGCGACACAACUACACUCGAGCCGAAAUUAUAAGAAGCUUCUACGAAGAAGAUCAACAAAAUUUACACAACAGCAUCAACGUCUACAACGCCACCGUUUGA